This is a messenger RNA of Sphaeramia orbicularis (orbiculate cardinalfish), 2776 nucleotides long. Its product is annotated as interleukin-17 receptor D. The record is from RefSeq and is a predicted model, not a curated record. Bases 125 to 1912 code for a protein of 595 amino acids. Gene Ontology annotation, molecular function: interleukin-17 receptor activity; protein binding. The transcript has 12 exons. NCBI's taxonomy places the organism in Eukaryota, Metazoa, Chordata, Actinopteri, Kurtiformes, Apogonidae.
CUGUUUGGGGGGUUCUUUUCAGGGGGUCCUGUUCAGGGGGUUCUGUUUGGAGUGGUUCUGUUCAGGGGGUUCUGUUUGGGGUGGGCUGCUCUGGGUAGGCCUAUGGCGUGUGCCCUCUAGCAUCAUGUGGACAGGGGUUGUGGUUCUGACCCGGUUGCUGCUGGUGCUGCUGGCGUGGAUGCCCCUGUGGGCCCAGGAGGACGGGACCGUCACCCCUCAGGACUGUGGUCUGGACUGUAUCCGACAGGGGGACCCUUCCUGUGUUUACUGCAGAAUCACACAGGCUGAAGUGAAGAACGCUCUGGGAUUCAACCCCAUACACACAUUUGGAAGUUGUGUUCCCUGGCCCUGUCUGGAGCUCCUGGCUCCCUCAGACCCUCAGAUCUGUCAACACUUCGUCCAGGCUCCAGACGACGUCACCGUGGAGUUUGUGGACUAUCUGGACCCCAUGUCCGACACCAUUGUUGUGUCCUGGAGACCCAGUUACUACGGUAUCUCCUUCCUGCGGGGUUUCCAGGUUUCUCUUCAGGUUCUGGGCGGUUCCAUCGUGGCCUGUCAGCUCUUCCUUUUCCACAAGAACCUUUCACUUCCAGCAUCACAUGCUCUAAAGGUGUACAAGUCGGACCCGUUCUCCGGUCUCCCCUUGGGAACCCAGUACGCUGUGACUGUCAUGGCUCUGCCGGUACCAGAGGAGUGGGAGAGGUUCUACCACAGCACCAUGUUCUCCACCCGCUCUUGUGCUGAGAAGAAUGGACUGGAACGAUGCAAGAAAGACUGGUACCCCAAACACAUCCAGGUCCAGCAGAAUGGAACCACAGUCACUGUGACCUUUAACCUGGCUCCUCCAGACCUGGGCAUCACAAGCUAUUUCUCGUCAUGUUACGCCAAUGGCCUGAAGACGUACACAGACAUCACACCUAAUUCCAAGAAUAGAACUCACCACAGCUACCAGAUCCACCACCUGCAAGAAGGAACCAACUACACCUGUGUGAUCGCUGCUAAUGAAGUGGACGCAGUGAGAAAAACCUUUAAAGUUCACCUCACACACACUCACAAAGAACCUCAUUCCCAACCUUCAGUGUCUCCCUUGGCUGUGAUACUUCCACUGGGCCUUGCUCUGGCGGCCAUAUUUGUAGUCCUUCUGAUGGUUCUCAGCAGGAGGGGGGCCAAGGUCCAGAUGAAGAACCUGAGCAUCGUACCAGAUGUCAUCAAACAGCAUCAGGAGAACCACGCCCACCAGGAAGUGACAUCACUACCCAGACACAAGCUGGCCCCGCCCCGCCUUCUGAUGGUCUACAGCCACUAUGAUGGCCCCGCCCACAUCAACGCAGUCCUGCGGUUAGGAGCCUUCAUCCAACAACACAUGGCAACACAGGUGAGUCUGGACCUGUGGGACACUCUGCGCGUGGCAGAGGAAGGCUCUGCCUCCUGGUACUGCCGUCAGAUCCGGGACUGUGACUUUGUGUUGGUCAUCUGUUCCCGCGGUUUCAGCCGACGACUGGAACAUCCAGACAACAGCGUCGACGACGAUGACGAGUCCAGACCGGUUCUGAGUUCUGGCUGCGCCGCCGCCGUCCACAUCAUUGGAGCGGAGGUGUGCCGCGCCAGGACCCUGGGCCGGGACCUGUCCAAGUACAUGAGCGCCACCUUUCAGGACUCUGAAGACCACCACGUCCCCCUGGAGCUGAGGCUGGUGUCCAGCUACAGACUGACCGAAGACCUGCCCCUGCUCUUCUCACACCUGCAUGGAGUGGCCCUACACCGGCCUGGGGGGGUCCUGAAGGUCCAGCACCUGUCAGAGGAGGGCCUGACUCAGGUACCAGCAGGGGCUGCUCUGAGGAGGGCCAUCUACGAAGCAGGGCUGGAGAUGAGGGCAGAGCAUGACCAGCACCAAGGCCACCAAAACCACUAAGACCAAAACCAUCAAGACCACAAAGACCACCAAAACCACCAAGACAGAGACCACCAGUACCAAAGCAGCGCUGGAUCUGAGGGCAGAGCAGCACCAGCACCUAGACUAGUGAGCACCAAGAUCAAGACCACCAAGACAGAGACCACCAAAACCAAGACCAUUAAGACCAAAACCACCAAGACCAAAGUAGGGCCAGAUCUGAGGGCAGAGCAGCACCACCUAGUGGACGGAGACCAGUGAGCACCAAGACCACCAAAACCACCAAAACCAAGACCACCAAAACCAAGACCACUUAUACCAAAACCACCAAGACUACCAAAACCACCAAACAGCAUCCAGCCCAUGUUAGCAGAGGGUCUGUUGUGAAUGUUUCAAAUGGUCCUAAUGCUGCUCAGGCACAGAUGGACUCUAACCCUAACCCUAAUCCUAACCCUACCCCUGGGCUGUGACGUCAGCUGGUGAGGGUUAGUUUAAGGCUGGUGUGCACUUUGUCGUAUGCGAACCUGUUUUGUGUUUACAGAAGGAUUUGUAUAUAAAUCUCCGUUUUGAAUGUAAUAAUUAUUAAAUCAGUUUAAUGAUCUAAAUGUAUUCACACACAUGAACUGUUUCUUUUCUCAUCGUAUUGUGUCAGAGCUGUUGUGAAUAAACUCAGUAUUCAUCUCAUUCUAGUAUUCACCAUUAAAUGUGCUCAUAGUGAAGUUAUUCUUUCUGUUUACAGGACUUAUUUACUUAUAUAUAUAUAUGUACAUCUGAUGGGAACUGAUUACUUGGUCCUAUUUGAAUGUUUACGUUAACUUUUACAUAUAGAUAAAUGUGUGACGUGUCUUUACAUUUAAAAAAAAAAAACUAUGUAAAAUGGCUUUU